Messenger RNA from Rubroshorea leprosula, 840 nucleotides. The record is from the annotation of a GenBank genome assembly. Lineage: Eukaryota; Viridiplantae; Streptophyta; Magnoliopsida; Malvales; Dipterocarpaceae.
CCCACUUCUGAGUUCUGAAGAUCGAAGAUCGAAACGGAGGAACUGAGCACUACCUUCUACGCUGCAUCUCGCUUCAAAACUUCUGCGCAGAAAUUCCUCCAAACCCUCAGAAAUCUACCACCUGCCGCUGAUUACCUUGCUUUUCCAUAACUCUUUCGCAGAACACAAACAUGAGAGGCUUCCUCUGGUUCGCUACGCCUCCGGUUCGGCAUCGAGCCCGAGCUUGUCGUUAUGGAGGCGGAAGAAGGAGAUGACCAAAGAGGGAUUGAUUGCGGCCAAGGAGCUCAAGCGGUUCCGCUCCGAUCCUGUUCGUCUCGAUCGUUUCAUCCGGUCCAAUGUUUCUCGCUUGCUGAAAUCCGAUCUCCUUGCUGUUCUCGCUGAGUUCCAGAGGCAGGACCAGGUUUUCCUCUGUAUGAAGGUUUGAUUCUUUCCUUUUUCUUUAAUUCUCAUACAGUUAUUCCGUCCAGUAUUGAAGCGAGCAGUUCUUUUUAUAGUUGAUUGUAUUCAUAUUUUGGUUUCUAGCAUUUUCUUGUUACUGUUCGUGUCUGCAACUCUCUUCAGGGUAUUUUUAACAGUUUUUAAUAUUGUCAAUUGUAAAUUGCUAAUGGAGGAAGGUUUCAUUCCCUUCAUUUGGCUGCCUCCAGUUUCAGACUUUCAGUCUUUGCUUAUAAUGUUAUCUGUCUCUAAAGAAUGUUAGCACUUAGCAAUUAGCAUUCCUCCCACGUUUAUAGAUUGGGAAUUGGUGCUUGUUUCCUGAUUCUUGUACUUCAUUGUGUGCUUCUGUUCAAGGAUCUUACCUUCAAGGUACUACUUUAAGUGUAAUCAAGAACCUUUUAAGUC